Messenger RNA from Oncorhynchus nerka (sockeye salmon), 1483 nucleotides. RefSeq names its product protein FAM117B-like. The record is from RefSeq and is a predicted model, not a curated record. The transcript has 8 exons. NCBI's taxonomy places the organism in Eukaryota, Metazoa, Chordata, Actinopteri, Salmoniformes, Salmonidae. Bases 1 to 1101 code for a protein of 366 amino acids.
AUGGAAACCACCGCACUGUUAUUUAUGCGGUUAGCGGCAGGUCUCAUCUCUCGCCUCGCUGCUGGGCACGUAUCCUCCAUCACAAGGCCUCUUCACAGGGUGUGUGUGUUUGUGUAUUCAGCUCUCCCACUUCCUGUGGCUCAGAUCUCCCAGCUGUGUGCCUCACCUACUGUGGCAGACCCCCAGAUUGCUAAAUUGCGACAGCAACUCCAGCGCAGUAAGCGCAGCAGUCGUCACCGCAGGGACAAGGACCGCAGGUCCCCCUUCAACGGGAGUCAUGCUGCCAUCAUCCAGUCACAGGCCCAGAUGCCCAAUAAGACCAUCCUGAUCCCCAAGUCGACGACGCCUCGCUUCAGGAACAGUGUGGAGGGUCUCAACCAGGAGAUUGAGCGCAUCAUCAUCCGUGACACACCACAACUACGAGAUGAGCCCCAAGAUGUCCCAGACGGGCACCGUGCCCCCCCACCCCUCCCCCCCCAGCGCAGCAGCUCCACCCGAAGCAUUGACACACAGACCCCCUCAGGAGGGGGCCUCGGUGGCGGUAAGCAUAGCAACAGCAGCAGCCGGCCCGACUCCAUCUCUCCCUCCUACCUCACCAUCCUCAACGAUAUGGGAGGAGGCAGCCCCUACCCCGCAGAGGAGAAAGAACUGGGUCCCUGCUCACCUCUCCCGAAGUAUGCAGCGUCUCCGAAGCCCAACAACAGCUACAUGUUCAAGAGGGAGCCGCCGGAGGGCUGUGAAAAGGUCAAGGUCUUUGAGGAGUCACUUCCCAGACCCCUCCAGGAGAUUCCUCCCUUCCUGUGUCCGGACCGUAACAAGGUGAACUUCAUCCCUAAGAGUGGCUCAGCCUUCUGCCUGGUCAGCAUCCUGAAGCCCCUGUUGCCCGCCCCGGAGCUCAGCUUCAGAUCAGGGGUUGGCCUCCGCAGCCUGUCCCCCAGCUUGGUGCCUCUGGGUGGGGUUGGCCUGCGCAGUCUGUCCCCCUCCAUGAUGCCUCUAGGUGGGGUGGGCCUCCGUAGCCUGUCCCCUUCCCUAGGGGUAUCCUGGGGCCCGGUCCAGCAGCAACCCUGCCUGCCCAGACACCUGGAGGAACCAGAGAGCUAGAGCACCACACUUCUGCCCCGGAGGACAGACUGCUGAAUAACAUCACAGUCAGAUAAACAUGAUGAACAUAAUACCCUGCUGAUCGAGACGCCUUCGACAUGCUAACUCCCCUGGUCAUAACUGUCCCCUGGUUCUACCUGCUCAUUCUAACUCCACCCACUGGUCCUACCUGCUCAUUCUAACUCCACCCACGGGUUCUACCUGCUCAUUCUAACUCCACCCACUGGUCCUACCUGCUCAUUCUAACUCCACCCACGGGUUCUACCUGCUCAUUCUAACUCCACCCACUGGUCCUACCUGGUCCCAACGUUCCACUGAUCCUAUGUACCGAGAGGAUACAGGAGACACUUUUUAUUUUCAUCGCAUUAAACCAUGAAACCUC